AUGACCCAGAUCAGCGGUCCUCAGCUGACCUUCCCAGGGUCCUUCCUGUUAGGGCGCAUCCUGCAUCUCGUCUCCAUGGCCACCCUGACCCUGCGACAGAACGGAACCUCAACCCACGCUCAGUGCCCCGGACCCAAGGCAGGGCCUCCAAGGAUGCCUGUAAACCGGCCCCCGGCUUCUGUUCAUGUGGGUCCCCGCCCCAGCUCCCCUGAUGCGCAGGUCAUGGUCAUCUCUCCUAGGCCCACGUGGUCCCCGCACCCCCCCAACCCCUUCCGCAGUAAUUCUUCCCGGAGGAUGGCCCGGCCCACAGACACGGCUCGGAGCCUGAACUGUCCUGCGGCACUGGGGCUGUUUUCCUGCUUCACGUCUCACAUCCUGAUGAGACUGCCUUCUGCUCUCGGGGAGAAAUAG
Messenger RNA from Rangifer tarandus platyrhynchus (Svalbard reindeer), 411 nucleotides. Lineage: Eukaryota; Metazoa; Chordata; Mammalia; Artiodactyla; Cervidae. The record is from the annotation of a GenBank genome assembly.